This is a messenger RNA of Nipponia nippon (crested ibis), 1751 nucleotides long. The record is from RefSeq and is a predicted model, not a curated record. NCBI's taxonomy places the organism in Eukaryota, Metazoa, Chordata, Aves, Pelecaniformes, Threskiornithidae.
AUGCUGAUUGCUUUGCUUUUUGUUCUAGGCACAGUGAGCUGCACGUUAUUCCUGGCAGUUAAUGGUUUAUAUUCGGCCAGUGAUGAUGUGAUAGAGCUAACACCAACUAACUUCAACAAGGAGGUCAUUCAGAGUGAGAGCCUGUGGCUCGUGGAGUUCUAUGCCCCAUGGUGUGGUCAUUGUCAAAGACUAACCCCUGAGUGGAAGAAAGCAGCAACAGCAUUAAAAGGUGUAGUGAAAGUAGGUGCAGUAGAUGCAGAUAAGCAUCAGUCCUUGGGUGGACAGUAUGGAGUCAGAGGGUUUCCAACUAUCAAGAUAUUUGGAGCGAACAAAAACAAAGCAGAGGAUUAUCAGGGUGGCAGGACAAGUGACGCCAUUGUUGAUGCUGCUCUAAGUGCUCUUCGGUCCCUGGUGAAAGACCGUCUUAGUGGCAGAAGUGGAGGAUAUAGUUCUGGGAAACAGAGCCGAGAGAGCGGAGGUGGAGAUAAGAAGGAUGUGAUUGAGCUGACUGAUGACAGCUUUGAUAAGAACGUCAUAAAUAGUGACGAUGUGUGGAUGGUGGAGUUUUAUGCCCCAUGGUGUGGGCACUGCAAAAACCUGGAGCCAGAAUGGGCAGCUGCUGCCACUGAGGUGAGAACAAAGGGAAAAGUCAAGCUGGCUGCAGUAGAUGCAACAGUCAAUCAGAUGCUGGCAAGCCGAUACGGGAUUCGUGGAUUUCCCACAAUUAAAAUCUUCCAGAAAGGAGAAGACCCUGUUGACUACGAUGGUGGCAGAACUAGAUCUGAUAUCGUUGCUCGUGCUCUGGAUCUGUUUUCUGAUAAUGCCCCACCACCUGAGCUCCUGGAGAUAAUUAAUGAAGAUGUUCUGAAGAGUACCUGUGAUGCUCAUCAGCUCUGCAUCAUUUCUGUCCUGCCUCAUAUUCUUGAUACAGGAGCUUCAGGGAGGAAUUCUUACCUGGAUGUCAUGUUAAAAAUGGCUGAAAAAUACAAAAAGAAAAUGUGGGGGUGGCUGUGGACAGAAGCAGGUGCUCAGUCAGAUCUUGAGAGCUCUUUGGGGAUUGGAGGCUUUGGGUAUCCAGCAAUGGCAGCUGUUAAUGCUCGGAAGAUGAAAUUUGCUCUUUUGAAAGGAUCGUUUAGUGAGCAAGGGAUUAAUGAGUUUCUCAGGGAACUGUCUGUUGGUCGUGGCUCUACAGCCCCCGUGGGUGGUGGAGCUUUCCCUAAAAUUCAUUCAGUUGAACCUUGGGAUGGCAAAGAUGGUGAGCUUCCGGUUGAAGAUGAUAUUGAUCUCAGUGAUGUGGAUCUGGAUGACUGGGAUAAAGAUGAGCUGUGAGAUCUUCAGGAAACUUCUUUUCUUGGGAGAGUUUGCGCAGCAGAUUGCAACCUGGUUCACAAUCAGAUGGAUAUUCCAGUGGCCUUUUUAUGGAGAAAUAGCACGUGACGCGCUGUGCUAUUUGAUGCACUGCAGCAGUGAACUGUACGCAUCUCCAAGAAAACAUUGCAGAAAUUCUAUGAAUUGUCAUAACCAGUAAACUUGAUUGUAUUCUGUGUAACAAAUAUUUUGAGGACAACAUGGAUAUUUCUUUGGAACACCUUAGUUUUUAUUUUGUUGAUAGUGUGCUGUUUGAGUGUUACUGGAGGCUGUUAGUGUAACCGAUUUUAAAUGUGAUUUGAUUUUUUUUUUUUUCCAUGGAGGUGAAACCUGGUCAGCUUCUGUUUCAAUUAAAGAAUAAAACAAAAUAUUUUUGACACACA